Molecule: messenger RNA, 3780 nt
Organism: Sungouiella intermedia
Lineage: Eukaryota; Fungi; Ascomycota; Pichiomycetes; Serinales; Metschnikowiaceae
Source: the annotation of a GenBank genome assembly
AUGGACAUACCCAACGACCGCUAUCAACAGCAGUCACAUGUGCCGGUCCCAGGCCAACCGGCCACACCACGCAUGCUCAGAUCCGUGUCGAACUCCAUGAAGAAUUCUCGAACUGAUGUAGGCGACCUGAAGUCUCAUGGUUCCCACUCGCGGACGCCCAGCUAUACUCGUGUGCCGCCUCGUGAGAAGGAGUUGUUGCCACCCGCUAAUUUCGUCUCCAAAUCGCUGCACCCACAGCCCCAGGUUCCUCCGCCAAACCAUCAGCAUGCGCAACUGCAUCACCAGAGCCAGCCCUUGAGCCAGCAGCUGGGUCUGCACCAUCAGGAAGGUCAGCGGUCACUGAACCAUGCCCAUCCCCAUUCGCAGCAUAAACUGUCGCAUUCAUCUCUGCAGCAACAGCAACAGCAACAACAGCAGUUCCAUCGUAAAUCCAUAGGUGACUGGGACUUCAUCCGUACCAUUGGUGCGGGCUCCAUGGGUAAGGUGAAGUUAGCCCGUCACAAUGUUACCAACGAGAAAUGUGCGGUGAAGAUCGUCCCUCGUGCUGCCAAGUUGUAUCAGCGUGCUCAUGCCAAUGAUCCACCAUUGAAAUCAGCCGAAGAAGCUGCUCAGCGCCAAAAGGAGUUUGAGAAGGAGGUGGCCAGAGACAAACGAACCAUCCGUGAGGGUGCAUUGGGCCGUCUUCUUUUCCAUCCGCAUAUCUGCCGUCUUUACGAGAUGGUGCCCAUGACUAACCAUUAUUACAUGCUUUUUGAGUAUGUUGAAGGUGGCCAGUUACUUGACUACAUUGUGUCACACGGUUCACUUAAUGAGAAGUAUGCGCGGAAGUUUGCUAGAGGUAUUGCCCUGGCUCUCGACUACUGUCACCGUAACAAUGUGGUGCACAGAGACUUAAAGAUUGAGAACAUCAUGAUCAACCAGAAGGGUGACAUCAAGAUCAUCGACUUUGGCUUAUCUAAUUUGUACAUGCCUAACCAUUUGCUCAAGACAUACUGUGGCUCAUUGUACUUUGCUGCUCCAGAAUUGUUGAGUGCAAAGCCUUAUACUGGACCCGAGGUGGACGUGUGGUCAUUUGGUGUGGUAUUGUAUGUCUUGGUCUGCGGUAAGGUGCCAUUCGACGACCCGGUAGUGUCCGUUUUGCACGAGAAAAUCAAAAAGGGUAAUGUCGAGUAUCCUUCGUUCAUCUCCAAGGAAUGUGUUUCGCUCUUGUCUCGCAUGCUAGUGGUAGAUCCAAACAGAAGAGCAACACUUCAGGAAGUGGUCCAGCAUCCUUGGAUGAACAAGGGCUACGAGUUCAUUGCGCCAAACUACAUGCCAAAGAGGGCCCCUCUCACACUCCCAUUGGAUUCUGAAAUCAUUCAAACUAUCGCCUCUUUCGACCUUGGACUGGCACCAAUGGUAUCUGAAGAAUUAACCAAUAUCAUUAGCAGCUCCGAAUAUCAAAUGAGCUCAGAAAAUUGGUACAAGGCUAACAAACAGGGCCGCCCUUAUUCUCUGCUGAUGUCGCUUCCUGAUCCAACUUGUAGCUUCCACCCAUUGGUUUCCAUUUAUUACUUGGUUGACGAGAUGCGCAAGCGUAAGAAGGCGAAGGAAGAAGCCUUCAAGGCCCAAAUGAGACAACAGGUAGAUAAUGCCGCUGCGGUGGACCCAAACUCUCAAAAGUUACCAGCUGUUGUUUCUGAGGCUCCUAAGCCAAACAGAGUUCCAUCUCAAUCACCUCCGAAGGAACCGUUCCCUCUGAUUGAAUCGCCAAAACCACUAGUGGUUCAGCAAAGUCGCCCAGAGGAACGCAAAGAGAACCCUUUCAGAGCUUCGCAGCCACCAAAGCAGUCUCUUCAACCAACCCAGAAUAUUCCGACUUUGCAAUACCCAGAGCAAGCACACACAUCGGCAAUUCCAAGUUCAUUGAAUCGCAAGUCCCAGUCGCCAGUUGCUGAGGAUGGCGACCAAAUUCAACAGCAAAUCUUGCCUCAGAGUCCAAGCAACUCGGUUACACAUGAGACUUUGGAUCCAAAUGCUGGCAAACCACUUGGAUUCAAUUCCUUACUCAGGAAGUUGUCAGCUAAGAGGUAUAAGAACCCUGGAUCGCCUACCAAAAGUGCAACUCCUAAUAGGGAUUCAUUUGGUGACGAUGUUUUAUCUACACCAAAAACCUCAUUCAACGAUUCUCCAAACAAAUUGCUGCCACAAUCGUCCAGUUCUAGCAAGAGGGACCCAAUGGUCCGUCGUGGUAUGAGUAUGAAGGUCACGGCGAAGGAGAAAUCCAGUGCGUCGAGGGUGAGUCUCGAGAAGGAGCAACUUAUGAAGCAACAGAGAGCGCAACCAAGGGCAAAUGAGCAGUCUUCAAGCUACAAAAGUCAUGCCAGAUCUUCUUCCACUUCCGGUAAUAAUAAAUUUCAUGGUUUCAUUCCAGUGGAAUACUUGCCUCCAUUACCUAACAUCAACACUAGUCAAAUUUCUGGAGCAAGCAACUCGGUCAAAGCUGAGAAGGCAGAAAAUGAGGCUGCCCCUGUCGUGGAGACGAAGAAAUUUCACCCCACUGCAAGAGCAAAGUCAGUUGGUGGACAUGCUAGAAAGGAUACUGCCUACUACAGAGGUGGGAACCAACAUCCUGCCUUACCAAACUCAAUGGUUUCUCAGAACAGUGAUGAAGAUGAGGACACUUCUCAAGUCAGAAAAGAUGAUGUAUUCUUUGAUGACGUCACACUUGAUGAUUAUGAUCACCAGCAGCUUCCAAACUUGACUGAGGAACAAAUUGUCGAACAGUUCAACAGAGCUAGACGCAACAGCAUGCCAUCUAUUGAGUAUCCAAAAACACUUUUCUUGAAAGGUUUCUUCAGUGUUCAAACCACUUCGACAAAACCAUUGCCUGUUAUUCGUUACAAUAUCAUCAAUGUUUUGACGAAGUUGGAUGUUAAGUUUCAAGAAGUCAAGGGAGGUUUUGUGUGUGUACACUCUCCUUCAUUGGCUGUUACUCAUUCUUCAGGUGAAGUUACUCCAACAGCUAGUACAAUCAUUGACGAAUACAGACUGGAUGAUAACAGUGAGGAGAAACGCCUCUAUGGAGAUGCAUUCAAGUCCUCUUCUGAGUCCUUGCACAGGACAGGAGAGUCAAAUGACGGAAAGAAGACUCCUGAGCCUGAGGUCCAAGCACCUCAAGUUAUCACUCCCCAACAAAAUUCCAAGCAUUUCAGCAGGCAACCAUCCCUCAAAUUGAACACCAAUGUCUCUCUGGGUGGAUCCAACAUGUUGUCACCGGCAUCCGCAAAGGGCCACCGCUCUUCGAACUCCAUGAGCAGUAGUCACAGAAGAAAGUUCUCAAUUGGUCAGUCUAUCUUGCACUCGUACAGAAAGAGGAAUGGCUCUCAAACAUUGAUGCCUCCCAACACUCCUGCCGCUGCUAAACUUAACAAACUGCUUUUGGGUGCUGGUAAUUUGGAUUACGACGACCUUGAUGAGGAAACACGGGCUCAAAUUGAACAAUUGGCUGACGAUGAUUCUGUUGACUCUCUUAGUGGUAUUAUGGUGGGCGGAGGAAGCGACAUGUUAGUAUCAUCCAGAAUUGAGCAGAAGGCACACCACAAAUCCGCAAGCGCAUCUUGGGAGCAUGGCAAUGAACAGGAGAGUGGUUCGACCAGAAAAACUCCGUUGAAGUUUGAGAUCAACAUCGUCAAGGUGCCACUUGUGGGAUUAUAUGGAGUCCAGUUCAAGAAGACCCUCGGUAACACUUGGAAUUACAAGACAUUGGCCAGCCAAAUCUUAAAUGAGUUGAACUUGUAA